AUAUAUAUUUAACAAUAUUUAGGGUACCGUUAGAUGUGCCCGAAAAGCUUGCCCUUCCUAUACAGACCCACUCCAUUUCAUGCUUCUUUAUAGGACGUGUUUGUCGAACGCCGGACACACCGCCACGCGUUCCUAUCUAUCCUGAACAACCAUCCGACAACUUUGUAUAUCCGCAUCAUGGAGGUCCACUUCUACCUUCGCAGGAAAGCCACGGGAAGAGACAUACUUUUGCCCAGAGGAGCUCUUACCUUUUAUAUAUUCCUUUACCUUGAUAGUUCCUCACAGAACAGAAAUCGUUGGGCAGUUGCAAGUAGCCAACUCAACUUCCAGCCUGGACAAAUGAUUUACUGCGCAGGUGGCAUAUUUGGUCAAAUAAAACAGAAGGACGUGGUAAAAGCAAGCUUCCAAAAAGGAACACCCGUUGCUGAGUCCCCCAUCUUCCUUAUCAUCCCAACUGUAAACCUACGCCCAGCAAAUCCAAACACUGCACGGCCAACCUUGGAUGCCUCAAGUAGCUCUAAACCGGCGAAGUCAUACGUCGACUUCAAUUAUAUUUUCAUCCUCAUCAGUCAUCUGGUGGGUCGAGGUGAUAUCACAGUAUCCCACAGCGCCGCCAGCUGCACUUCUUGCUGCUGUGGGGGACGGCACUUGCCACUGUAAAGGGCUUUUCUUCGUCGUUCUCUUCCACCGCGUCAUCCCGUCUAUCCCC
This is a messenger RNA of Daldinia vernicosa, 709 nucleotides long. RefSeq lists its product as uncharacterized. NCBI's taxonomy places the organism in Eukaryota, Fungi, Ascomycota, Sordariomycetes, Xylariales, Hypoxylaceae. The transcript has a single exon. The record is from RefSeq and is a predicted model, not a curated record. The coding region runs from base 178 to 660 and encodes 160 amino acids.